GAUUCCUCAGAGGCUGAGGAAACAUCUGUAUGGAUUGUUUCAUUAUAACCCCACAAUGCUUGGACUUGAAUCACUUCCAGAUCCCACUGAUACCUGGGAAAUUAUAGAGACCAUAGGUAAAGGCACAUAUGGCAAGGUCUACAAGGUAACCAACAAGAGAGAUGGGAGCCUGGCCGCAGUAAAAAUUCUGGAUCCAAUCAGUGAUAUGGAUGAAGAGAUUGAAGCAGAAUACAACAUUUUGCAGUUUCUUCCGAAUCAUCCCAAUGUUGUAAAAUUUUAUGGGAUGUUUUACAAAGCGGAUCCCUGUGUGGGAGGACAGCUCUGGCUCGUCCUGGAGUUGUGUACUGGGGGCUCAGUCACGGAGCUGGUCAAAGGUCUGCUCAGGCGUGGCCAGCGGUUGGAUGAAGCAAUGAUCUCAUACAUCUUAUAUGGGGCCCUCUUGGGCCUUCAGCAUUUGCACAAUAACCGAAUCAUCCACCGGGAUGUCAAGGGGAAUAACAUUCUUCUGACAACAGAAGGAGGAGUUAAGCUCGUUGACUUUGGUGUUUCAGCUCAACUCACCAGUACGCGUCUACGGAGAAACACAUCUGUUGGCACCCCAUUCUGGAUGGCUCCCGAGGUCAUUGCUUGUGAGCAGCAGUAUGACUCUUCCUAUGACGCUCGGUGUGACGUCUGGUCCUUGGGGAUCACAGCUAUUGAACUGGGGGAUGGAGACCCUCCCCUCUUUGACAUGCAUCCUGUGAAAACGCUUUUUAAGAUUCCAAGGUAG
Molecule: messenger RNA, 769 nt
Organism: Neogale vison (American mink)
Lineage: Eukaryota; Metazoa; Chordata; Mammalia; Carnivora; Mustelidae
Product: myosin-IIIb-like
Exons: 7
Coding region: 56-769 (237 amino acids)
Biological process (GO): protein phosphorylation
Molecular function (GO): ATP binding; protein kinase activity
Source: RefSeq, a predicted model, not a curated record